ACCACAACUGGAAGGAAAAAAAAAAAAAAAAAAUGGCAGACAAGGCUCUACGCUUUGUUUUCUUGAUCACAAGUCUAUUUGUUUUGUUGUUUUCUUGUUUUCCGGCGACUGUUGAUGGGUACAAGAACUACACGGUGGGAGACUCCUUGGGAUGGUACGAUUCCCUCGAGAAGCCCACUGUGAAUUACCAGAAAUGGGCCGCCGGCAAGAAUUUCAGCCUUGGCGAUUUCCUCAUUUUCAACACGGACAACAACCACUCGGUGAUCCAAACGUACAACCUCACAACGUACAACUCGUGCGACUCUUCAGACGGCCUCGACAACAACACCAUCGAGUGGUCAUCGGCCGACCCUUCCUCCACCACACCCUACCCAGUGACUGUCCCCGUACCGCUCGUCCGCGUGGGCCCCACAUACUUCUUCUCCAGCGACUACGACGGGGAGCAGUGCCGCAACGGGCAGCGGCUCGAGAUCCGAGUGGCGCGCGGCCAGGGGCUCCCGCCUGGGCUCGGAGGUCCGACCGGAGGCUCGCCGGGCCCUAUAAGCCCGCAGUCGGGAGACGACGAGGAGUCAGCUCCGGACACGUUGGUCCCGUCGAAUUUCGACCAUCCUAGGGAUGUGAGCGAUGAUGGUGAUGGGGAGAGCGGGAGUAAUGAGGCGUCCGAUUCUCUUUCUUUGGUGGCUUUAACCAGGCUGUUUGGGGUUGGAGUUGGAUUGCAAUGGAUUUUCUUGGUUUUCGUAAUUUUUUAAUUUAGUUGAUCUUUUAUUGUUUUUUGUUUUUAUUUAUUUAUUUUUAUUAAUUAUACGGAUGUGGUGUACAAGAGAUAUGUAUGGUUAAUACAUACUAUGAGAUAUGUAAUUGAUAUUUUUUACGUGAUUUUUUUAUACAAAUUUUGUAGAUUCAUUAAUUAUAACCAA
This is a messenger RNA of Striga asiatica, 917 nucleotides long. NCBI's taxonomy places the organism in Eukaryota, Viridiplantae, Streptophyta, Magnoliopsida, Lamiales, Orobanchaceae. The record is from the annotation of a GenBank genome assembly.